This is a messenger RNA of Fusarium coffeatum, 1533 nucleotides long. RefSeq lists its product as uncharacterized. NCBI's taxonomy places the organism in Eukaryota, Fungi, Ascomycota, Sordariomycetes, Hypocreales, Nectriaceae. The coding region runs from base 1 to 1533 and encodes 510 amino acids. The record is from RefSeq and is a predicted model, not a curated record. The transcript is spliced from 2 exons.
AUGCCUCUCCCACGGCAGUGUUUCUCACGCUGGGCCAUUUUCAUCAUCGUGGGCUGCUUUGUCGUUGUCGUUGUCACAUGCGGUACGUAUUUCGGUUUGACGAAACGAAAGCAUCACUCGUUUGACUGGACGGCUAUCGUGAGCCAUCGCGGUGAUGUCCUUCCUGAUUUUAGCUUUGCUGGGUACCAUGCGUCAGCGAUAAUAUUGCCCAGUGGAUCUGGCGCUAAUGUUACGCUGGCUUUCAAUGGGAGUGUUGAUGAUGUUGGGCCUUUGAUACAGGAGGCUGUUGAUAAGAUGGCUGCGUUGGGUGGUGGAGCUGUGUUAUUGCCUGAGGGGAGAUGGCCGAUGAGUGCUGGCGUGAACAUUACUAGUAAUGUUGUUGUUGCUGGGGCGGGAAGUGAGAAGACUGUUUUGGUGUUGCAAGAGCCUCCUUCUCAGGCGGUGUUCACUCUUGGCACACCUAACAAUGGUACAAAGCCUCAGUAUGGCUUCAGGUCAAACAUCACCAAUGACUACGCUCCCAUCGGGUCAUCUUCCCUGGACGUUGUUGACAGUGCUGGUUUCGCUGCUGAUCAACUAGUCUAUGUCUCUCGCAGUGUGACAGAGUCAUGGAUCAGAGAGAACGGCAUGAGUGGUCUUGUCCGCGAUGACGCUGAACAAACGUGGAUACCAGUGGGCAAGAGGAUUAUGGCACCAAACCAAAUCAGCAGUGUCUACGGCACAAACGUCACUCUCAAGAUCCCUUUGACGGAUAAUCUUGACUCAGAGUAUACCCAGCCUGAACUCAUAGUCUACACACCACCUUAUAUGAAUGAGGAGAUGGGUAUACGAGAUAUGAGUAUUGAAGUCCCUGAUACCUGUUCCGGUGCACCCAUGAGCGACAAGACUUGCAAUUCUCCAGCUAUCCACUUCCCAUCCUGGACAGUUGACAGUUGGGCCAGUGGUCUUAGUCUCAAAGGCUUCAACAAGUUCUUCCAGAUUGAUACAGAUGCCUCCCGCAUCACUAUUCAGAACUGCACCAUGAACCGCGACAAGGAUAUCGAAGGUGCUGCACUGCCCUUCGACAUCUUGAUUCAGGGUUCUCAAGUUCUGGUUCAAGACUGUGCACAAGUUGGCAGCCCAGAUGCAAAAUGUUUCACUGUCGGCACAGGAUCUUUGACGCCAGGUCCCAACGCCGUCCUCCGUCACAAGGCAAAGUCUGAUGUUCAGACGAUAUAUCCUCAUCAGAGAUGGGCUCAUGGACUGUUAGUAGAAGACAGUUCUGUCAAGACGCUUUUCGUAGAUCGGGGUAUCAAGGGUUCGGGACAUGGGUGGUCUAUCAAUGGUGGUGUAGGUUGGAAUCUUGAUGGAAGUGUUGACUUUGAGUCGCCUCCGCUUGGUAUCAAUUGGUGUGUUGGUUGCAACGAUCCCCAAGGGAAUGCUACGUUUAUCGAAUCUGGUAAAAGGGUGGAUCCAGAAAGUCUUUUUAUGGCGCAGCUUGAAGGGAGAAACAUUUAUAGACAUAACCAGGAGGACGAGAUGUAUAACGAGUAG